Molecule: messenger RNA, 2908 nt
Organism: Megalobrama amblycephala (Wuchang bream)
Lineage: Eukaryota; Metazoa; Chordata; Actinopteri; Cypriniformes; Xenocyprididae
Gene: gdpd4a
Product: glycerophosphodiester phosphodiesterase domain containing 4a
Exons: 16
Coding region: 331-2151 (606 amino acids)
Biological process (GO): lipid metabolic process
Cellular component (GO): membrane
Molecular function (GO): glycerophosphodiester phosphodiesterase activity
Source: RefSeq, a predicted model, not a curated record
UACCCUUGAGCUCAGUUGAGUCCCUGCAUCAGCAGCACUGCAGUCAGGCAGUCGCGACACUGCGGUAAUGUGAACCCUUCAGCAUGGACUCACAGCUCCACGCGUCAGUAUAACGCUGCAUGUGUCUUCACCCUUCAGAGGCAGCGUGUUGUGGUGCUGAUGCUGAGCACAUGCACAGAUGCGCUCACUGCAGCAGAGACGGACACACUGCAACAUCAGACUACACACGGCCACAAACAGAUCCGCUCCUCCUCUGAUCCUGAUCCACCUCCUCCAGUUCCUCUCCACCUGUCUGCUCCGGGCUGCUCCAUGCAGGGGAGCGGCUGAUCUAUGGGCCGCUCUCCGGUGAGCCUGUCCAGACUGAAGCUGGGGAAGCUAAAGGUGGUGCGGCGGCAGCUGCUGCAGCGCUAUGAGCACCAGCCGUUUGUCUCCUGUCUGGCUGGCCUGUACGGCUGCCAGUGGAGACGCUACCAGCGUGCCAAAGCCCAGCCGGGGGAAUGCUGCUGUAGUCGGUUGGAGUGUGGUAGUUUCGCUCUCCUCAUCGUAACGUUUUUCCUGACCCUGAUAUUCCUGUACUUUUGGAGUGAGGCGCAGAAUGACUACAAUGACUUUGACUGGUUUAACUUCGGGAACCUGGGAUUCUGGUUUCCGUGGUCAGUGGUGUUGCUGGUGGUCGCUGCCGCCCUCUUCACCUACAUCGCCCUCCUGCUGGUACUAGCAGUGUGCCUUCUCUCUGAAGGACAGAGGCUUUACCUCCACUGGAGCCACAAGAUUGGUAUCCUGGUGACUCUGACCUUCUCCAUCAGUGCCACAGCUGUGCUCUCUGACUUAUGGAGCAAAGAAUGGACAACGCUGCUCCUUUCUUUUCAGGUCACAGCACCCUUUCUUCACCUGGGCGGAGUUUCACUGAUGACACUUCUGUCCUGGCCAAUAGCCUUACACUUCUUUCGCAUGAACAAGAGAGUGAGGCAGGUGGCUAUCCUCAGCUUGUACUUGGCGGUUCUCUUCACCCUGUAUCUGGUGCCGUUGGGCAUGUAUUCCCCCUGCAUCAAAGAGGAGGGCACGCUGGGGCCAGCGCCCACCCUCAUCGGGCAUAGAGGAGCGCCCAUGCUUGCACCAGAAAAUACCCAGAUGUCCUUUCAGAAGGCUGUAGAAGCAGGAGGAGAGGGACUGGAGACGGAUGUCACAAUCAGUUAUGAUGGCGUCCCGUUCCUGAUGCAUGACAGCACCCUGAGGAGGACAACCAAUGUACAUGAAGUGUUUCCCAACCGGACGGAUGUCCCAGCGGCCAUGUUCACCUGGGCAGAGCUGGAGAUGCUCAGCGCUGGAUCCUGGUUUCUUCGGAGGGAUCCUUUCGGUACUGCCUCCUCUCUUAAUCUUGAUGAGAGGGAUCAAGUCCAGAACCAGACAGUACCAACACUGAAAGAGUUCCUGAAUCUGGCCGCUCAGCAUGAGAGACUGGUGAUCUUUGACCUCAGACGUCCGCCCCGAGGCCACCCAUACAGGGACACGUGGAUCACUCGCACCCUGGAGGUCAUACACAACGAGUCCUUCAUUAACUCCAGCCAGGUGCUGUGGCUGCCGGCCGAUCAGAGGAGUCUGGUACAGGAGCUGGAUCCAGAGCUGCAGCAGACGUCUGGAGAUCAUGCGUCUAUAGAGGAGCUGCAGGAGGAACAUAUAGUCCGACUCAACCUCCAUUACAGCUACAUGUCACAGGAGCAGAUCAGAAAGUAUGCCUCUGUGAACAUCAGCACUAACCUGUAUGUGAUCAGUCAGCCGUGGUUAUAUUCACUGGCAUGGUGCGCUGGCGUUCAUUCGGUCACUACAAACGCCUUGCACAUCCUCAAGAAACUGCAGCGCCCCCUGUUCCUCAUGACUCCAGAUGAAUACAGUUUGAUGUGGAUCCUGACAGAUAUUGUCUCUGCUUUCUUCAUCACAGCUAUUUUCGUUUUCCACUGGUGGCGUGAGCGAGGUUUGCCUUUCUGGUCCGGCAGUAGACAGGUGAAUGAGAAUGGACCGUACAGCAAGUUCAGGACUGAACCGCCUGAGGUCCAGGGCAUCCGCUGGAACCCUCUGUUCUUUGACGGGCCAUCACUCUCACUGGACCCUAUGCAUGUUCCCCCUAUGCAUGGCUUCCCCGUACCCAUCUGACCCUCCAUCACUCUCAUUACUGAGCCGCUAUCAUAUCUCUCCCUCUCCUUUACGCUCCGUACGGCAGAGCUGAGCGACGUCUGGUCCAUCUCCAGCAUCAGCGUUCGUGGAGAGGCUCAGAGCUCGCCAGUCCCUACGAUCCUGCCCACCAUUUCAGAGGAACCACCCAUCUGAAAAGGAUGAAAGAGAGAUCUGUGGAAGGCAUAAAGACUGUAGACCACCUAGAGCUCCGGCGCCGUCGGCAUCAUCGCACUCCAUUUGCAUUUGAGCUUCAAAUUGAUGCAGACAUGAAUCAGAGCCUUUGAAGCGCUCCAUGCUUCAAAUCAACUGGGAAAGAUUUCUUGUUUUAAAGAUGGUUUUCAUAUAAUAGUCUUGACUAGGGUCAAGCUUGGAGAAAAAACUACAUAACUUUUUAAAUUAACCUCCAUUUUUCCCCAAACAGGUAAUAUGAAAACAAAUAAGAAACGAAUAACUAUCUGAGGAAGAAUGUUUCAGUUAAAUGGUGAAUCUCAUGAAAAUGCAUUUCACCCUAAAAUCAAGUUAUUCAAAAUUACAUUGUCAUGGCAGUUCAGCACAUUUCCUCACAAAAUUUCAUUUGUCAAGAUAUUUGACUUUUCAUAAUCUCCAUUAUUCUGGGGAAAAAAAAGUAUGGCAAAAUAAAUUAACUUAAAGCUGCAGUCCGUAACUUUUUUUUAUUUUGUUAAAAAUGAUCCAAAAUUAUUGAGCAAGUACAUAACCAGCUAGUGUUCAAAACGAU